AUGAGACCUAAGUGUUUUGUAAACAAUGACUUAUUUACAUCUCCCAGCUUCUCUUGUGUUCCUGAAUUGAUUAUAUCCUUGUUCAAUCUCAUCUUCAGAUUUGCUAAUGCAAAGGAAUGCAUCUUGAAGCUGAGUGGCCUCCUUAGCAGCCUAUCAGCAUUGGUGUUUGAAAUCGUCAUCGCAAGCUGCCAAUGCUGGCGCCUGUGGGAAUUCGACGACAAUGUUGUGGAUUUUGUGUCCUUUGGCCUUUGGGAAGUUUAUUUCCCUCAAGAGUUUAAUGUCUCAGGGACUGUAGUUAAGAUGCUGGUGCAUACCCCUAUCAAUUCCACCUGGACAUUUACACCUGAAUUUCAGUAUGUGCAAACCCUGAUAAUGUGGGCCGUUUUGAUGAAGCCAGUAGUUCUGAUUUUUGGUGCAAUCGCUAUUAAGAUCAGCUGCAUGAGAGACCCAUUUGUGGAACUGCAGAUAUAUUGCUACAAGGUCUCUGCCUUCACUCUGUGUAUUAGCGGCCUCUUCACAUUAGUUUCUGUGAGCUGGAACCACUUUGCAGAUCAUUAUGGUCAAACUACUCUCGAAUUUCCACCUGACUUUCCAGUUAAAAAAGAAGCCUUGAUAGAAAAGCACUAUACUGCUGUGUUCCCAGUAGGGGUUCUGACAACCACCAUGUCACUCUUUGGUGUGAUCUUCUUUCUCUCUGAGAUAAUCUCACUGAAACUACAGAGUCAGGUGAAGGCUCAGCGUGCUUGCAUAGUGGCGGAUCAAGAGGCCUGA
Molecule: messenger RNA, 771 nt
Organism: Phodopus roborovskii (desert hamster)
Lineage: Eukaryota; Metazoa; Chordata; Mammalia; Rodentia; Cricetidae
Exons: 1
Coding region: 1-771 (256 amino acids)
Biological process (GO): bicellular tight junction assembly; cell adhesion
Cellular component (GO): plasma membrane; bicellular tight junction
Molecular function (GO): structural molecule activity
Source: RefSeq, a predicted model, not a curated record